GAAAAAUCAAACGGCUACGUAUCAGCAUUUUCGCGCAUGUUUGGGUCUAGUUUUGAUGGAUUGGAUGCCUUGGUUUAGCUUCUGGGGGGCUUUAUUGCUGCACGCUAUUUUGUUUUGGGAUUAAGUUGCGAUUGUUUUCUCUGCUAUCAGUUUAUUUGUUCAGUGAAAAAAAAAAUUAUUGUCUGUAUACGCUGCGUCUAGAUGGCGUUUUAGUGAAUCAUUUGUCCGAAUUAUUUGGCCCCUGUUACAUUGCUGAUAAGAAUCGAAACUGCGAAAAAUCGCCCGCAAGAUGACACGCUGCCAGCUCAUGCAAACGAACGAUAAUAUGAACACCAAUUGGCAGUCGGCAGAUUGUCGGAGCGGUCGGGAGGUCACGCGCACAGAGCUGGGCUCGGCACCGCGCAGCCCGACCGGCGCGCAGCCGGUGGUGGACCAGCGGUACGGGCCGACGGCGCGGCUGAGCCAACUGCACCCCUCAACGGACGGCCGGAGCCCCUGCCGGUGGUGCGGCGCCGGCGGCUCGCGGGCCUCGCAGCUCUGCCUGACCGGCCGCUGCCGACGUCUGCUGGUGGCCGAACGGCGCGAUAAGGAGCAGCUGGUUCAGCUGAAUCGGCCGCCAUACGCCGACCUCAGCCUGGAGAAGAACCCCCGCUGCUCCGCCUGCCACACGGCAGUGGACGCCCAACGCUACAGGCCGCGUGACCUGGGUCGCUACUCGGGCCGCUGCGCGCCGCUGAAGACCAGCCAGGAGCCGACCAACACGCCCAUUUACCAGCAGUCCAUCACCAGCAGCGACUUCACCAGCCCCGGCACCUGCCCGCCGUGGACGCGGACACGGGGGAACCGGCACAGCUUCUAUGACCGGUUCAUGGCGUCCGUGUGCGGCUCGUGCGCGCUGGCCGACACGGUGCCGCCGCCCGGCUCUCUGGGCGGACACAGCUCCCAGUACCAGGCCGACUUCGAGCCCCGACCGGCCCGCCGGCUGACCCGACUGUACAGUUUGCCGGAGCACAGCCGGUCGGCGGUGUCCGACGUCGCCUCUGCGUUCGCCACGUGCCAAACAUUCUGCAACUUCUGAACGGCGCGGCGUGCCCCACCCGCCACACCUGCCACCUCUGAACGGAGCCGACCGACGCGCCAUCUGCCGAACGGAGCCGACCGGCGCGCCAUCUGCCGAACGGAGCCGACCGGCGCGCCAUCUGCCGAACGGAGCCGACCGGCGCGCCAUCUGCCGGCGCGCUAUUGGCUUUUCCUAUGUUGGGUGUUCUGUUCUCUUUCUUUCUUUCUUUUUGUGUAAA
Molecule: messenger RNA, 1298 nt
Organism: Amphibalanus amphitrite
Lineage: Eukaryota; Metazoa; Arthropoda; Thecostraca; Balanomorpha; Balanidae
Exons: 6
Coding region: 290-1078 (262 amino acids)
Source: RefSeq, a predicted model, not a curated record